UGUCAUGAAGUUCAAUCUGUUUAGAACUUCAUUACCCAUCAUCGCCGCAGUGAUUGAACGCGUCACUGAACCAACAUGGCGGCGACUAGGGCACUCGUAAGAGGUGUCCGAUUGGGCACAUAUAGCCUUGGUAGAAGUCGCAGUUUAAUAUUUAACAGUGUACAGAGACGAGGAAUAUCAGCGUGCAUUGAUCCCUCUAUAGGUCUCACAGAUGAACAGAAAGAGUUUCAGAAGGUGGCAUUUGACUUUGCUGCCAACGAGAUGGCACCACAUAUGGCAGAAUGGGACCAAAAGGAAAUGUUCCCUGUGGAGGCCAUGAGGAAAGCCGCCCAGUUGGGAUUUGGUGGGAUUUACGUGAACCCUGAUGUUGGGGGCUCUGGACUCUCUCGUCUGGACACCUCUAUCAUAUUUGAGGCUUUAUCCACAGGCUGUGUCAGCACUACCGCUUAUAUUAGUAUUCACAACAUGUGCGCCUGGAUGAUAGACACAUUUGGAAACAAGGAGCAGAGGGAGAAAUACUGUCCUGAUCUCUGCUCUAUGCAGAAAUUUGCCUCAUACUGUCUCACAGAACCUGGUAGCGGGAGUGAUGCUGCUUCACUUAUAACCAGCGCAAAGCUCCAAGGAGAUCAUUAUAUUCUGAAUGGCUCCAAGGCGUUCAUUAGUGGAGGUGGAGACACAGAUGUUUAUGUGGUCAUGUGCAGGACAGGUGGGAAGGGACCUAAGGGGAUCUCCUGCCUGGUGGUUGAAAAAGGAACUCCUGGACUCAGCUUUGGCAAAAAAGAGAAGAAGGUAGGUUGGAACUCACAGCCAACCCGAGCUGUGAUAUUUGAGGACUGUGCUGUCCCAGUGACCAAUCGGCUUGGAGCAGAGGGGGAGGGCUUCAGCAUUGCCAUGAAAGGCCUUAAUGGAGGCAGAAUUAAUAUUGCUUCUUGCUCUCUUGGAGCAGCUCAUGCAUCUGUGCUUCUGGCUCGAGAUCACAUGUGUGUGCGUAAACAGUUUGGAGAAACACUAUCGAACAGCCAGUUCCUGCAGUUUAAGCUGGCUGAGAUGGCCACUAAGCUGGUCGCCUCUCGGCUGCUGGUGCGUCAGGCGGCGUUGGCUCUGCAGGAGGGGCGACCAGACGCCGUCUCGCUCUGCUCGAUGGCCAAGCUCUUCGUGACAGAUGAAUGUUUUUCAAUAUGUAACCAGGCCUUACAGAUACAUGGAGGUUAUGGUUACCUAAAGGACUAUGCAGUGCAGCAGUACGUCAGAGACAUUAGAGUACAUCAGAUAUUGGAGGGUACAAAUGAAGUGAUGAGGAUGAUCAUUGCGAGAAGUUUGCUCACUGAAUCAUGAUGUUCAUGAAUGCAAUGGAUUUAUAUAUGUAUAUCUCCCAUACGUGACUAUAGAGAUUACUGAUCUUUCACACUCCAGUAUCUGUUGAUUUUGAUUAUGAGCUGUCAACAGUAUUUUAUGGAGAAUGUUCAGAAAGUUUAUGCCUUAAACACAUGAAUUAGUAAAUACAGAUUACAGUGUUUAUUAUAAUAACACACUGAGAAAUUUAGUUUGUUUGGGGGUAAAAAUUCUGGCAGGUUACAAGACGAUAUUUGAAGAGAAAACACUGGCACAAUGUCAAAGCUUAAAGGAUUAGUUCACUUUCAAAUGAAAAUUACCCCGAGCUUUACUCAACUUCAAGCCAUCUUAGGUGUAUAUGAUUUUCUUGUUUCUGACGAAGACAAUCAGAGAAAUAUUAAUAAAUAUCCUGACGCA
Ctenopharyngodon idella (grass carp) is the source of this 1749-nucleotide messenger RNA. RefSeq names its product acyl-CoA dehydrogenase family, member 8 (gene acad8). The coding region runs from base 76 to 1335 and encodes 419 amino acids. The transcript has 11 exons. The record is from RefSeq and is a predicted model, not a curated record. Gene Ontology annotation, molecular function: flavin adenine dinucleotide binding; acyl-CoA dehydrogenase activity. Lineage: Eukaryota; Metazoa; Chordata; Actinopteri; Cypriniformes; Xenocyprididae. Gene Ontology annotation, biological process: lipid metabolic process.